UCCAUGGAAACCUCAAAGCAAGGUAACCCGGAAGGCCAGUCAGUAGUCAGCAGGAUGCAGAAAAAAUACUGGAAAACAAAACAAGUUUUAAUAAAGGUUACAGGAAAGAAAGAAGAUGAACAUGUGGUAGCAUCUGACGCAGAAUUAGAUGCCAAAAUAGAGGUUUUUCACAGCAUUCAGGUGACCUGUACAGAUCUUCUGAAGACGAUUGAAAAAUACCAGCAGAGACUUAAUGAUCUAUGUGAGCAGGAAAACGAACUAGGGCUUUUUUUAAAGUUGCAAGCAGAUCGGGGUGAAGCUCAAAUUGACAAGAUGACUGAUGCCACUGGCCUGGCCCUUUGUUCUUCUUCCCAACAAAGGCUAGCUCUUUGCACUGCUUUGUCUCGCCUCGGACAAGAACUUGCAACCUUUAGUCGGAGGGCUGUGUCAGAUACCUUGCUUACAAUCAAUCGAAUGGAGCAGGCACGCACAGAGUAUAGAGGGGCCUUGCUGUGGAUGAAGGAUGCUUCGCAAGAACUGGACCCAGACACUUGCAAACAAAUGGAAACAUUCAGAAAAGUGCAGAUGCAGGUAAGAAAUACCAAAGCACAGUUUGAUAAGCUGAAGAUGGAUGUUUGUCAGAAGGUGGAUCUUCUUGGAGCCAGCCGCUGUAAUAUGCUGUCACACUGUCUUGCUGUCUACCAGAUGACCUUUUUGCAUUUCUGUGAAAAGACUGUUCAAAAGAUGAAUGAAAUUAAUGAAGGCUUUGCGCAUCUCCACUCGUAUCAUCAGAAUGCAUGUGAGCAAUUGCAGAAGCUUAUUAACCAAUCUACUGAGGAAGAGAAGGAGAAUGCUGAAGGAGAGACUACCCCUGAAAUGCUUGAUAAGCUGAUUUUACUGGAUGAAGAUGCCUCUGAAAUUCUGUCAGACUCAGGCUGCAAUCCUAUACCCACUUACGUGGACCCAACAGAUUCUUUGGAAGAAGAUUUUGAGAGAGUUUUUUCUUUCCUGGAGAAUUUAUCAAGCCCCAGUUCUUCAAGCAGAGGAAAUAUUAUACAAGAAUGCCAAACUGCAGCUGAUAGUCCCUUCAUGGAUCUCCCUGUUCAGGAACCUGCAACAGAGGCAAAAUCCCUAGCUCACUCAUCUGGAUUUCUGCCUUCACAACUCCUCGAUUUUGGCCUUCAUACUGCUGCGGGAUUCAAUAGCUGGAUCACACAGUCAGAAUUUCUAGAUCCUUUUUCAAAACCACAGCCGGAGAAUCGGCAAGGACCUUCAUGUACCUCACCAAAGAUGCCACAAAAGUCCGUGGAGAAGACUAGUAGCCAAGACAUGUCAGCCUGGUUUAGUGCCUUUGCAGACCUGGAUCCUCUUUCAAAUCCAGACGCUGUUGGACGCUCAGAUGACGAUCUCCUUACUGCAUGAUUAAGUAUAACCCAGAACAUAAAACUACUUUGGUACGAAACUACC
Molecule: messenger RNA, 1446 nt
Organism: Lacerta agilis (Sand lizard)
Lineage: Eukaryota; Metazoa; Chordata; Lepidosauria; Squamata; Lacertidae
Gene: ICA1L
Product: islet cell autoantigen 1 like
Exons: 12
Coding region: 4-1401 (465 amino acids)
Biological process (GO): regulation of transport
Cellular component (GO): Golgi apparatus
Molecular function (GO): protein domain specific binding
Source: RefSeq, a predicted model, not a curated record